CCUCUGCCCCCACCCCCAAACUCCCCGCCCCUCUGCCGGGGCCGCUGGCCACGACUCCGCGAGUCCCUCCCCGCGCCCCUCUGCCUUUCCCCGCUGCGCCCCGGCUCCCUGAGCUGCUUGCCCCUCUCCGCUGGGCCCCCAGCCUCCUCGUCGCGUCACCCGCACCCUCUCCUCUAUCCUUGGCCCCCGCUCCCUCCGCCCCCCUUCCCUCUCUCACUUCCCACGCCCCCUCUUUCGCUCUCCUCUCUCCUCCCUUUGCCGCCCAGCCCCAGCUCCGGAGUUGGGGGAGAGACCAGGGUUUCUGUUGCUCCGGAGCAGGCGUGAAUCGCUCAGGGAUUGACGAAUUUGGGGUGGGGGGCACGGUGGGCUAUGGAGCAGCCCGAGGACAUGGCGUCGCUGAGCGAGUUCGACUCCUUGGCGGGCAGCAUCCCGGCCACCAAGGUGGAGAUCACCGUGUCCUGCAGGAACCUCUUGGACAAAGACAUGUUCUCCAAGUCUGACCCAUUAUGUGUCAUGUAUACUCAAGGAAUGGAGAACAAGCAGUGGCGGGAGUUUGGACGCACUGAAGUCAUCGACAACACACUCAAUCCCGACUUUGUGCGCAAAUUCAUCGUGGAUUACUUCUUCGAGGAGAAGCAGAACCUCCGUUUUGACCUAUACGACGUUGACUCCAAGAGCCCGGAUUUAUCCAAACAUGACUUUCUGGGCCAGGCCUUCUGCACCCUGGGAGAGAUUGUGGGGUCCCCUGGGAGCCGCCUGGAGAAGUCCCUCACAAUAGGAGCAUUCAGCCUGAAUUCCAGGACGGGCAAACCUAUGCCAGCUGUGUCCAACGGAAGUGGUCUUUGGAUGGAAAGUUUGAGAACCACUGGUCUGGAAGCCUCCGGUGGUGUCCCAGGGAAGAAAUGUGGCACCAUCAUCCUGUCUGCUGAAGAGCUCAGCAACUGCAGGGAUGUCGCCACUAUGCAGUUCUGUGCAAACAAGCUGGACAAGAAGGAUUUCUUUGGGAAGUCAGACCCCUUCUUGGUGUUCUACCGAAGCAAUGAGGACGGAACGUUCACCAUCUGCCACAAGACUGAGGUCAUGAAGAACACCCUAAACCCAGUCUGGCAAACUUUCUCCAUCCCUGUGAGAGCCCUCUGCAAUGGGGACUAUGAUCGGACCAUCAAGGUGGAGGUAUACGACUGGGAUCGAGAUGGCAGCCAUGACUUCAUCGGGGAGUUCACUACCAGUUACCGGGAGCUGGCCCGCGGGCAGAGCCAAUUCAACAUCUACGAGGUGGUAAACCCGAAAAAGAAAAUGAAGAAAAAGAAAUACGUGAAUUCUGGCACAGUCACACUGCUUUCCUUUGCUGUGGAAUCAGAGUGCACGUUUCUCGACUACAUCAAAGGAGGGACUCAGAUCAACUUCACAGUAGCCAUUGAUUUCACGGCCUCCAAUGGGAACCCCUCGCAGUCCACGUCCCUGCACUACAUGAGUCCCUACCAGCUGAACGCCUAUGCUCUGGCGCUGACCGCCGUGGGGGAGAUCAUCCAGCACUAUGACAGCGACAAGAUGUUCCCUGCCCUUGGCUUCGGAGCCAAGCUGCCCCCUGACGGAAGGGUGUCCCACGAGUUCCCACUGAACGGCAACCAGGAGAACCCCUCGUGCUGUGGCAUUGACGGCAUCCUGGAGGCCUACCACCACAGCCUGCGCACCGUGCAGCUCUACGGCCCCACCAACUUCGCCCCUGUGGUCACCCACGUAGCCAGGAACGCGGCCGCAGUGCAGGAUGGCUCUCAGUACUCAGUGCUGCUCAUCAUCACGGACGGGGUCAUCUCCGACAUGGCGCAGACCAAGGAGGCCAUCGUCAACGCUGCCAAACUCCCCAUGUCCAUCAUCAUCAUCGGCGUGGGCCAGGCAGAGUUCGAUGCCAUGGUGGAGCUGGAUGGUGACGACGUGCGGAUCUCCUCCCGGGGAAAGCUGGCCGAGCGAGACAUUGUCCAGUUCGUGCCCUUCAGGGACUACGUGGACCGCACCGGCAACCACGUGCUGAGCAUGGCGCGCCUGGCCCGCGACGUGCUGGCCGAGAUCCCGGACCAGCUGGUGUCCUACAUGAAGGCGCAGGGCAUCCGCCCGCGGGCCCCGCCCACGGCUCCAGCGCGCUCGCCCCCGCAGUCCCCGACCCGCACGCCCCCUGCGUCCCCCCUGCACACGCACAUCUGAGCCUAGUCUGCUCAGAUGGCUGGGGCUUUAGUUCAGUAGAAAGGUAGGCGUGGUGCCCGGAUCCCGCUCCAGUCCACCCAGCCCAGUCUUUGGAACAUCGUGUGCCUGGCAGGCCGCCAGGGGGUGGGGCUUCUGGAGACUCCUUCCCAUAGGGCCCAACCCCUGUCCCCCCGACCCCGAGUUUGGGUGGACGGGUGGUGGAGGUGGACAGCUGGGCCCCUGCUCUGCUCUUUUCACUAACACCUGGUUUGGGACCAGCCAGGAAGAUGGUAAUCAGGAUGCCUAGGGUCCCCGUCAGCCACCUGGGUAAUCUCAUCUGUUCCUCUAUCACCCUGAAGCCUGGGCUGAGCCUCCCUCCUCCAGGUCCUCUUCUCCUCUCCUCCUCCUGUGGUGUCUACUUCUGUACCUGGCCCCUGACCCCCACCCCAGUAUCUAUCCUGUCUUUAUUUCCAGUGAACCCUGUUGAGGCUGCUGGGUUUGCAGGAAUGCCUGUACAUGUGACCCCCCCCCCCCCCACUGGGACCCUUGCAUGCAGUAGGCAUCCUACAGACCCACACCAGGGAGGCUGUGACAGUGGGUGGAGGCCACGUGAUGGGCAGGGAACAGAGAUUUUUCAGACACAGAGUCCUUCCUGGUGCCUCAAGCCCAGAAUGAAGCUGGCUCUGCACACACACAUCCAUAGGCCUCUCCCCAGUCGGGGCCCACAGGCACCUCCACAGUCAGCUUCUGCCUGGAGGCAUCACCUUUUCUCUCCCAGAGGCUGCCCAGGGUUCUUUGCACCCAUGCCUUUGCUGCCCACCUAGAGGCCUAGGUGAGAAGCAGCCCAGUUCCAGAACUCUUCACUGCCCCUCUAUCCCAUGGGGAUAGGGGACGAGAGUCCUGGGUUCAAGUCCUGCCUCCAGCCCCUGUCUGCUAUGGGAACCUGAGCAAGGCCCCUCUACCUUCUGGGUCUCAGUUUCCACAUCCGUGAGGCAGAAGUGUUGACCAGAUGGCCUUGGUUUACUUUCAGCUCUGAGGCCCCAAGAGUCCAUUCAUCCCAUGCCCAGCUCCCACAUCCCAGUCCUCACCAGUGCAACCCUUCAGGCCGUCUUGGCUCUAGGGUCACCCUGUUCCAUCCCAUCACCCCACAUCCAUCCUAGUCCUGCAUCCUUGGGCUCUCGUGUCUGAGCCCAAGCCCCUGUCCCUGCUGUGGGAAAGGUGAGAAAGAUGACCUCACCCCUGGGCCCACCCAGCCGCCCAGCCUUUACCACACGGGGAGCAGGUCAUGCAUGCCAGUCCCUCCUGCCGCAUGGGGCACCUCAGCCCACUGACCCUCCCGUGCCUGGGUGGAGGCCAGGCCCCACCCUGUCUGCUGCCAGAUGCUUCUUCCCUUCCUAUCAUGCAUGAUGGUGGUGUUUCUAUGCUGUCUGGUCCUGUGCCUGUCUCUGAGACAGUCUCUCUGUGGAAUUUGCCUUAAAUUGACGUAAAUUUGGUUCUUUUACUAAA
This is a messenger RNA of Phacochoerus africanus (Common warthog), 3687 nucleotides long. It is a transcript of the gene CPNE5, whose product is annotated as copine 5. Bases 370 to 2202 code for a protein of 610 amino acids. NCBI's taxonomy places the organism in Eukaryota, Metazoa, Chordata, Mammalia, Artiodactyla, Suidae. The record is from RefSeq and is a predicted model, not a curated record. Gene Ontology annotation, cellular component: plasma membrane. Gene Ontology annotation, molecular function: calcium-dependent phospholipid binding. The transcript is spliced from 22 exons. Gene Ontology annotation, biological process: cellular response to calcium ion.